Molecule: messenger RNA, 3836 nt
Organism: Alosa alosa (allis shad)
Lineage: Eukaryota; Metazoa; Chordata; Actinopteri; Clupeiformes; Clupeidae
Gene: slc25a38b
Product: solute carrier family 25 member 38b
Exons: 9
Coding region: 1110-2009 (299 amino acids)
Biological process (GO): glycine import into mitochondrion
Cellular component (GO): mitochondrion; mitochondrial inner membrane
Molecular function (GO): glycine transmembrane transporter activity
Source: RefSeq, a predicted model, not a curated record
GACACUAGACAGCAAAGAAACCGGUUUGCUGCAGGCAGUUUGGUGCAUAGACAUAUUAUGUCUAUGGUUUGGUGGCCUGUAAAGAAAGGAGUGGCCAAUGUCGACGUAGAAGUUAGUAGGGUUCGACGUAAGCACUGCAGGCUUGACAGAACAUACCGGUGUUUGUGCUGACCGUGGUCUGCGGCAGACGAGCGGCAUUGGUGAAGCCAACUGUGUAACGUUAGCUAGUUCUGAAUGCAUUUACCACCUGCUAUCGGUUGAGUUCGAUGGGGAUUGCGAACUAGUUUGUUAAAGUUAGCUAAUAAGAACUUUUGUCGAUACCUUAGCCUGCUAAGUUACGCGCGUAACUUAUUUUAGCAUAACGUUAGCUUGCAGAGCAACGUUACGUUGCUUCUGGCAGUAAUAUCUUUCAAGUCAUGCUCAUGUUUUAUUGAACUAAUGUUAAUCUUAACAGCAAAUCAUUAAACAAGGCUCCCAAACAUUUCGCCAUAACUAAACUUGUUCGGUUGUUACGGAUUGGUAUUUUCCAGUUUAUCAAAACACUAACUACACGCUAGACAUUAAACGUUUCCGUUACAAGUAGCUAGCUUGUUCGCUGCGUUAAGUAACCUUUAGCUUAGCUGUCGCUACACUAGCGCCGUAAACUACCCUAACAUUAGUUAUUUUAGCUAAAUAGACACCAAAUAUUUUUUUUAAUGUAACUUUACCACACCGCACCGAUAGGUUAAACAAUAUGGUAUAACUUGCAAUACGCCUUUAAAGUGAUAAUAGGUAUCACAAAGUAUGCAACAUAGGCAGCAUUACUGACUGGAACACCGCUAUCGCUAGUUAGCUAGCACUACAGCUGCCGCACCGUCAAACUAUCUUAAAUAGCUAGCAGGCUACCACUCUACCAGCAUGACCACCCUACCACUCUUGCCUCCUCACACUGACAGAGUCGGUCCUUAAUUGGCGACCUAAAGAAUUGUUAAGUUUAGUCCACAUCAGUCAUCACGACGGCGAAAGAGAGAGAGGAAUCAGCACCCAUUCUGCAGGCUUCAGCUGCAUCCCCUCCUUCCAGAAUGGAGCUGGCUUUGCAGCAGAGAGGGACAGAGGUGUAACAGGGAGAAAUGCAAGAGAAACAGGACUCUCCAGCCAAAGCCAGCGGUGGCCCGGGAAAGGCCCACCCGGCGCUGAAAGCCUUCAUGUGCGGCUCCCUGAGCGGCACCUGCUCCACGCUGCUCUUCCAGCCGCUGGACCUGGUCAAGACGCGCCUGCAGACGCUUCAGAACAACAUGGGCCCGGGGGCUCCCAGGGUCGGCAUGGCGACAGUGUUCCUCAAUGUCAUCCGCACAGAGCGGCUGCUGGGGCUGUGGAAGGGCGUCUCCCCGUCCUUCAUGCGCUGCAUCCCCGGUGUGGGCAUCUACUUCAGCACCUUCUACUCGCUGAAGCAGCACUACUUCCUGGACCGCGCGCCAAAUGCCGGCGAGGCCGUGCUGCUGGGGGCCGGCGCUCGCUGUGUGGCAGGGGUGGCCAUGCUGCCCGUCACCGUCAUCAAGACCCGCUUUGAGAGUGGCCGAUAUAACUAUGUGAGUGUUUUUGGGGCCCUGCGCAACGUGUGUGAGACGGAGGGGCCCAGGGCGCUGUUCUCUGGCCUGACCGCCACCCUCCUCAGAGAUGCCCCUUUCUCUGGCAUCUACGUCAUGUUCUACAGCCAGGCCAAGAGGUCUCUCCCACCGGAGGUGGCGUCGUCUGCGUUUUCCCCGCUGGUGAACUUUGGCUGUGGUGUGGUGGCGGGUGUGUUGGCCUCUCUGGCUACACAGCCAGCGGACGUGGUGAAGACUCAUGUGCAGGUCAGCCCAGACCUGCACCCUCGCACUGCUGAUGCUGUGCGCUUCAUUUACACGGAGCACGGCUUGAGUGGGUUCUUCCGGGGCGCAGUGCCUCGCUCCCUGCGGCGGACCCUGAUGGCCGCCAUGGCCUGGACUGUCUAUGAGCAGCUCAUGGCACGGAUGGGGCUCAAGUCCUGAGAUCACGCUGGACUGCACUGGGAAGUGUGGUGUGCAGAUGGGAUUUUAUACAGAACUGAGUGGUGUGAUUGAGAAGGGGGGUGUUAGUAUGGAGAGAGAGAGAGUAUUUAUGCUUGAUGUGUAAGUGCAAAAAAUAUAUAUUUUUUUCACUCUGGAAGGACAAGUGUGUAUGAGUUUGAUGACGGUGAGUGCAGGAGUGUCUACAGAAGUCUUUGUGUUGAAAUAAUUUUCAACAUGAGUGAGUGAAUGUGUGUGUGUGUGUGUGUGUGUGUUUGUGCUUGUGUAGUGUUCCCAGGACAAUUGACUGUGUUUAAUCCUAUGUUCCCAGUCUUGUAAUGAACUGCAUGCCCUGAUACCAGACACCAAACUUUACCAACCUGUCGCUCCUAGAAAUGCGUCUCAGAUAAGCACUUAUCUCUCUAAAGGAUGCAGACAACCCAGAGGGGGAGAGGUGUGGUCUAGACAGAAGAAUACACAAGCUCAGACAAUCAACAAUCAAGAUUUAAAUGCAGUUUUCUACAUGAAAAACCCAGCGGGUUAUGUCUUCUAACAACUUAAGGCACAUACUACUAUGUUGCUAUGCUAUGUGGUACAGAUUGCUAAAUCCUUUGCUGAGAAUAGGAGUGAACUUUGAACAUACUGAAGCUGUUUAAGGAUUUACCCUGAGUUUUUAAAGUUUAUUUUUAUUUUUUUUUUGCAGUGUGAAUCCAGAUAAUGCCACUAAACCAUUUGAGUAAAUAGUGGUGCCAUUUUCUUUUGUUUCCAACAGUCCUGUGCAUUGCCUAGUUGUCCCAUAAUCCUUUGCAUUACCAAUUUCUGCCUUUAUGUCAUUGAGUUUCAUUGCACUUCCAUCCUUGCAACUGCAAGGGAAUCUUAGCCUGUUUAACCCAUUCCUCCUCAAAAUUGAUCCAAGGAAUCUUGGAGCUCUUAUGUCCCAUUUGGAUGUGGCUGGUGCUUUGUGAUGUGAAUCGUUGUGUGGAACUUCCCUCAUCACCUUGGGUGUCAUCUGUGUAUAUACAGUUCAGUUCAAAACACUGGAGUAUGGACAGAAAACAUGUUGGACAUAUGACAUGAGCCUUAUCUUUGUAAAAUCACUGAAAAGAUGACUGGCUUCAUCUUUUUAAGUUUUGGCGGCGAAUCAGAAGUCUGCCUCUUGGUGGCGAUCUGGGAAUCUGCCUCUUGGUGGUGAACCAGAUGUCUGCCUCUUGAUGGUGGUUAGGUUAACUCCUCACGCUCAGUCAGACCACGGCAUUCCUACCUUGACUGGAGCACUUCCUUGUGAAAAGCUCCUUUCAAGGUGGGCAAUUUUGCAACAACCUAACUUGGUGGCACUGUGCAACAAGAUAGUGUGGGUUCUGUCAGGAUUUAACAACUGACAACAACCCCCAGACUGGCCGGAGAUGCCCAACAAGCGGACGGCAGAACCUGGGAUUUAGUGUCAUUCUUUUUCAUUGCCUUUUCCCUUGAGGUUGUGAAUGGGUCAUAGCCAAAUCCCAUCACACAUAACGUGCAAUUGUGCUUUACUAUGUUACAGGGUGAAGUAAACGUAUUCCAUUUAUUUGUGUAUGCGUACACAUGUUGACUUUAGUACUGGAUGUGAUCUGGUGUCUUGGUUCUUGUGCAGACUGAGUGUUCACAUCUACCUGGUUGUGCUAGAUCAGUGCCAUUCAGUGGACGUCUGCCUUAGCCUUUUUGGAAUCUGCAUUCAUCAGUGUUUUUGUCCUGAUGGUUGUUGUAGAUAUUGUCUGUCCGUGGGGGUGUUUUUUUUUUUUUUUUAAAUGUUGUCUCUUAUUUGUUUAUCUGUGAAUAAAUUUGCCACCCUUUUGA